Molecule: messenger RNA, 843 nt
Organism: Eremothecium cymbalariae DBVPG#7215
Lineage: Eukaryota; Fungi; Ascomycota; Saccharomycetes; Saccharomycetales; Saccharomycetaceae
Gene: CFD1
Product: iron-sulfur cluster assembly protein CFD1
Exons: 1
Coding region: 1-843 (280 amino acids)
Biological process (GO): iron-sulfur cluster assembly
Cellular component (GO): cytosol
Molecular function (GO): ATP-dependent FeS chaperone activity; 4 iron, 4 sulfur cluster binding; ATP binding
Source: RefSeq, a predicted model, not a curated record
AUGAGUACUCGUGAGGUUAUAGAGGCGGCAUCUCUUGCCAGAGUCAAGCAUAUUUUACUUAUUUUGUCGGGAAAAGGUGGUGUUGGUAAGAGUUCGGUAACUACGCAAGUUGGGCUAACUCUAGCAAGCAUGGGGUUUAAAGUCGGUAUUUUAGACAUAGAUCUUACGGGUCCAUCACUUCCUCGUAUGUUUGGUAUGGAGGGGAAAUCGGUUUAUCAGACGGAAAAAGGGUGGAUGCCUGUUGCAGUGCCGGGGUCAUCGGAAAAAGGCAGCUUACAAUUAAUGUCUUUGGGGUUUUUACUGAACGAUAGAGGUGAUAGUGUUGUGUGGAGAGGGCCUAAGAAAACUGCUAUGAUUAACCAGUUUAUUUCGGAUGUUUGUUGGGGUGAAUUAGAUUAUCUUUUGAUUGAUACGCCGCCUGGGACGUCAGAUGAGCACAUUUCUAUUGCAGAGCAGCUAAGAUAUGAGAGGCCAGACGGAGUUAUAGUGGUAUCUACUCCACAGAAUGUGGCCGUUGCCGAUGUCAAGAAAGAAAUUAAUUUUUGCAUAAAGGUAGGGUUUAAGAUUUUGGGAAUUAUUGAAAACAUGUCUGGCUUUGUAUGUCCACACUGUGCCGAAUGCACGAACAUAUUCUCAAGCGGUGGUGCUAAGAAGUUGGCGGAUCUUCUUGAGGUGCCCUAUUUGGGCAAUGUGCCCAUAGAUCCUACAUUUGUGGAGCUAAUAGAAAAUCAAACUACUUUAGGAGAGACACUUGUUGAGUUGUACGAGAAAUCGGCACUAUACCCAAUAUUUAAUAAUAUAAUAGGGAAGAUUAUUGAGCACGGCAUACCACCUAGGUGUUAA